Molecule: messenger RNA, 3925 nt
Organism: Oryctolagus cuniculus (rabbit)
Lineage: Eukaryota; Metazoa; Chordata; Mammalia; Lagomorpha; Leporidae
Source: RefSeq, a predicted model, not a curated record
GGAAGGUGGAAAUGGUGCUAAAGUCUGCCAGCUGCACGCUGCCGGUCCUAAACAGGACCCACCUGGGCCCGCAGGUGCCCGUCUGCCGCCUCUGCGGCCCCUUCCGGGGCACAGGUCGCUCCAGACGUGAUGGCCUGGCUGUGGCUGCCCUUUGUCCUGCUUCCUGCCCUCAUGGUAUCUGUGGCAGCCAACGUGGCUCCGAAAUUCGAGUCCAACAUGUCAUCCGUGUUCUUGCCUGAGGACCUGUCAGUGGGUGCUGAAGCCUUCUGGUUGAUAGCAAAGGACGAUGACCAGGACCCUCUGACUUAUGGGAUCAGCGGCUCCUAUGCCUACUUCUUCACUGUGAUGUCAACCACUGGAGAGGUGAAGCUGGCCAGCCCUCUGGACUUUGAGACACUGUACCAGUUUAGCAUCACCAUCUCCGUGAGUGACGGCCACAACAGCCCGGUGCAGAGGGAGAUGCGAGUGAUCGUGGAUGACAGAAAUGACAAUGCGCCCGUUUUCCAGAACACUGGAUUCUCCACCAGCAUCAGUGAGACGCUGCCAGUCGGCUCCCUGGUGUUCACCGUGCUGGCCGAGGACAAAGACACGGGGUCGGCGGGGGCCGUGGUGUACUCCAUAGAGAAGGUCAUCCCUAGCACUGAUGACAGCCAGCACCUCUUCAGGAUCCUGGACAACGGCUCCAUCAUACUCAACGGCAGCCUCAGUUACAACAACAAGAGUGCCUUCUACCAGCUGGAGCUGGAGGCGUGUGACUCGGGCGGCUUGUUCAACAACAGCCACACCAUCCAGUGCUCCUCGCCUGUCUUCCUAUCUGUCACGAUCAUCGACGAGCCUGACCUGGACCCGCAGUUCAUCAGGGAGUUUUACUCGGCCUCUGUGGCUGAGGACGCAGCCCAGGGGACUUCGGUGCUGACGGUGGAGGCCGUGGACAGCGACAAGGGCAUCAAUGAUCCUGUGACCUACAGCAUCUCCAGUUCCACAAGGCCUGGCUGGUUUGACAUUGGGGCAGACGGGGUCAUCAGGGUCCAUGGCUCCCUGGACCGGGAGCAGCUGCUGGACGAGGAUGAGGAGGUGCAGCUGGAGGUCACGGCCACUGAGACGAACCCCAACAUCUAUGGGCAGCAGGCCAAGGUGAGCACUUGGGUCACCCUGGUGGUGACAGAUGUCAAUGACCACACUCCUGAGUUUUACAACUGCAGCCUCCCAGCCUGCACCUUCAGUCCCCAAGAAGUCCAAGUCAACUUCGUGGGUUACGUGGAUGAGCACGCUUCCACCCGCAUCCCCGUCGACAGCCUCACCAUGGUGGCCUAUGACCCAGACAAGGGCAACAACGGCACUUUCCUGCUCACGCUGAGGGGCCUAGACGCCGAAGCCUUCAGCGUCUCCCCGGAGCGGGCAGCGGGCUCGGCUGAUGUGCAGGUGCUGGUGCGUGCAUCGCAGCUGGUGGACUACGAGACAAAGACGGUGAUGCUGGUGCAGGUCGUGGCCACUGACUCCGUGAGCCAGAACUCCUCCGUGGCGAUGGUGACCAUCCACAUUAGGGAUGUAAAUGACCACAGGCCCUCGUUCCCCCAGAGCUUGUACGUCCUCAGCGUGCCGGAGCACAGUGCCACUGGCUUUGUGGUUACUAACAGCAUCCACGCCACGGACCCCGACACGGGCGAGUGGGGCCACAUCACCUACAGCCUGCUCCCGGGAAACGGGGCAGACCUCUUUGCAGUGGACCCAGACUCGGGGACUGUGACGGUGAGGGAUGGAGAGCUGCUGGACCGGGAGACGCAGGCUGUGUACUACCUGACGCUGCAGGCGGCGGACGGCGGCAACCUGUCGGCCUCCGCCUCGCUACAGAUCCACCUGCUGGACAUCAAUGACAACACCCCGGAAGUCAGCGGCUCCUACAACAUCUUCGUGCAGGAGGAGGGGGGCGAGGUCUCCGUGACUAUCCAGGCCCAGGACAAAGAUGAGCCCGGCACCAGCAACAGCCGCCUGCUCUACAGCCUGCUGCCCAGCCCCCACAGCCACAACUUCUCCGUGAACCCUGAUACAGGGCUCCUCACGAAUCUGGGGCCCCUGGACCGAGAGGCCAUUGAGCCUGCCCUGGAGGGCCGCAUUGUGCUGACCGUGCAGGUGGCUGACUACGGCGUGCCCAGUCGCAGCACCGAGGUCAACGUCACGAUCACUGUGGAGGACAUCAACGACAACCUGCCUGUCUUCAACCAGUCCAGCUACACGUUCUUCGUCAAGGAGAGGGAUCCAGGUGUGCUGGUGGGAGUGGUGGAGGCCUGGGACGCGGACCAGACAGAAGUCAACAACCGUAUCAGCUUCAGCCUGUCGGGGAGCAGCGUGAACAGGUUCAUUCUGCAAGGCUCCGUGCUGGGGCCUGGGCGUGCCGAGGGCCGCCUCUGGCUGCCGCUGGACGAGAGCCUGGACUACGAGAGCCAGCCCUUCUUCUAUCUGACUGUGAGCGCUGAGAACCCGGGCCCUCAGGACCAGGAGGCCACGGCGGAAAUCAACGUGACAGUGGUGGACGUGAAUGACGAACCACCCACCCUGGUCGCAGCCUCGCUCCAGGGCAUCCGUGUGGCCGAGAACGGCUCCCAGCACGGCCAGGUGGCCGAGGUGCGGGCCCAGGAUGUGGACUCCACGGCCCUGCUGCAGAUAAAGCUCCUAAACACCAUCUGUGCCAAGGCCGGCGUCGCCGUGGGCAGCCUGUGCCAUGACUGCUGGUUCUCUGUGAUGCCCAACGGCUCCGUGUACAUCAACCAGAGCGAGGCCAUUGACUACGAGGUCUGUGACCUGGUCACGCUGGUGGUGCAGGCCUGUGACCUCCUCACGGAUCCUGGCUUUCCGGCCUGCAGCGACAAUGGAAGCCUCCCCAUAACGAUUGAGGAUGUGAAUGACAACACACCUUAUUUUGUGCUUGGCAACAAGACUUUUGUCAUCAUCCCAGAACUGGUGUUAAUUGGCCAGCAGGUGGCGACUGUCCAGGCCAGAGACGAUGACUCAGGGGCCAAUGCGGUCAUCGAGUUCAGCAUCCUGCAAGUGGAUUUCGUCUCUAAGGAUGGGACCACAUUGCCUUUGCAAAACGUCUUUGAGAUCCCCACCUCGGCCGAGGGCACCGUGUUUACUGGCAGCAUUGAGCUACUGAUCAACCUUGACUCCACUCUGCAAGGGACCUACCAGGUGACCGUGCAGGCCCAGGAUAAACCUUCCGUGGGGUCUGCCCGUGAAGCCCAAGUCACCCUGAAUCUCUUCACCGUGGACCAGAGUUACCGCGUGAGGCUACAGUUCUCCCCACAGAAGGAGGAGGUGGGCGCCAACAUGGAGGCCAUUAAGGCGGCUCUCGGCCAAGCGACCAGGACCACCGUCUACGUUGUGAACGUUCAGAACCUCGACUCCGCAGCCAGGUCCCGAGCCCACUCCUACAUGGAUGCCUACUUUGUCUUCCCCAAUGGGUCAGCCCUGACGCUGAACGACCUGAGUGUGAUGAUUCGGAACGAUGAGGACGCGCUGACACAGCUGCUGCAGCUGGGGCUGGUGGUGCUGGGCUCCCAGCAGAGCCAGGAGUCAGACCAGACGAAACAGCUCAUCAGCGUCAUCAUAGGACUGGGAGUGGCCUUGGCACUCGCCAUAGUGAUCGCAGCCACUGUCCUCGUGUGUGUACGGAAGAGCCACCGCCGGAAGCUUCAGGCUAUGAAGGCUGCCAAGGAGGCCCGGCAGACGGCAGCAGGGGUGAUGCCCUCGGUCGCCGCCAUCCCCGGCACGAACAUGUACAAUACUGAGCGGGCCAACCCCAUGCUGAACCUACCCACCGGGGACCUGGGCUUGGAGUACCUCUCCUCCAAUGAUCAGGAUCGCAUCAGCCUCAACUCCCUGGAUGACAACUCUGUGGACCUGGACAAGAACAGUAAAGGAAUCAAGG